Aplysia californica (California sea hare) is the source of this 2950-nucleotide messenger RNA. Its product is annotated as RNA-binding protein 45. Gene Ontology annotation, molecular function: RNA binding. Lineage: Eukaryota; Metazoa; Mollusca; Gastropoda; Aplysiida; Aplysiidae. The coding region runs from base 130 to 1701 and encodes 523 amino acids. The record is from RefSeq and is a predicted model, not a curated record. The transcript is spliced from 12 exons.
CACUGUUCAGUGUUCUCAGUGUUCAGUGUGGUGUAUCACCAAGUCUUGUUCAAGUUCCAAGUCGCGUUUUCUUGACUGAAUAAAGUACUCAGUUCAAGUGCAUCGAACAAAGUUGUCAACGUUUGUUUAAUGUGUUCUGAUAAAAUGUCCGGACGUGAGUCGAGAGGGUUAGACGACCCGCCAAACAGUAGGCUGUUUAUACUGUGUCAGAAGGGUACCACUGAGCAAGAAUUCCGAGAUUCGUUUGACCAGUAUGGAACAAUUGAAGAUAUUUGGAUCAUCAAAGACAAAAGGACUAAUGAAGACAGAGGUAUUGCAUACAUCAAGUUCUCUAAAACAUCGGAAGCCAUGCAAGCUAUGGAAGAGAUGAAUGGAAAAGCUUUGCCAGGCUCAACGAAAGGACUAAAAGUAGUUGUGGCGAACAGCAAACGGGAUGGUUCUACCAGGGAUCCAAGAGAAGAUGAGAGGCUCGUCCGUCUGUUUGUCAUAAUUCCCAAGUCAUUUAACGAACAAAACCUACAAGAUGAGUUCUCGAAAUUUGGUGAUGUGGAAAAUGUGACUGUAUUAAAAGACCGCAGUUCUGGGGAAAACAAGGGGUUUGGAUAUGUUCGUUUCUUCAGGCCCAUCCAUGCUGCUCUUGCUUAUGAGAACUGUGACAGCUCUUAUAGACCCAAGUUUGCAGAACCACAGCGAUCGAGGGAUGAAAGAGACGAAAUUGAAAAUCACGGUUAUACAGGAGCCGGCCAAAAGAGAAUGUAUGAAGAAGACUUUGGUGGUUUUCAUGGAAAUUAUAACAUGGACUCCACUGGGUUUCAAGGAUUUAGACCUGGUUCCAAUUCUGGGGGGCCAGGCCCCAGAGAGAUGCUGGCUGAUUAUUCCACCACCUCCAGCACUUCUCGGCUAGUCAUCCAGGCCCCCAUUGGUCUCACUCAAGGAUAUCUAGUAAAACUGUUCAGUCUUAUUCCGGGCAUGGAAUACUGCGACCUGAAUGAAACGACAGGUAUUGCCUAUGCCCGUUACAGCAGCCCCCAAUGUGCUGCCUAUGCAAGAGACAAGCUGCACGGAUUUGAGUAUCCUCUUGGCAGUGCACUGCAUGUACAGCUGGCGGAGGACAGUGCCAGACAAGAGUAUCCCAUGAACGUAGAUAGUGGAUACGCUUCGGGAUAUGGAAAUUCCCAGUUUGGAAACUAUGGUCAGUCUUCAUUUGGACUGGACAGUAUGGAUGUUCGCCAGAAGGCUGCUAUGAUAUUAGAGAAAGCAGGAAUCAACCCCCAGAACUUGCUGAACUUGUCCUCUGCCAGUUCCUCUGGUUUGGGUUCUGUUGGAGAUGGUAGAAAAGAAAGGGUGCUCUACUGUAAUGUCUCCCUUCCACCACCGCAGCCCACUGUCCAAGAUGAUGGAAAAAAUCUGGCUCAAAGAUUGUUCAUUGUUUGUCAGCCCUCUGGAGUGUCCGAGCGUGUUCUGAAGGAUGCCUUCUGCAGAUUUGGAAACCUGAUCGACGUCUACUUGUUGUCAGGUCGCAACUAUGGCUAUGCAAAGUAUGCUUCAAAGGAGAGUGCAAUGAAAGCUAUCGACACCUUACACGGCCAGUCUUUGGGAGGACAGAAGAUCAAAGUGCUGGAGGCUGAGCCACCAAAAGCUCACCAAGGGCAUCAGGGACUUCAGGGGGACGAGGGCCCUUCAAAGAAACAAAGGCUGUGAACUGUUGAGGUGACUGACAAGAAGACAAUAACCAGACAUAACUCAUAGAACUGGACCAAUGAGAUUGAAAACAGACCUGCCACUGGACAGCCGUGACCUUACAUAACAUUCUUGAAAAAUGUUUUCUUUUACCGAGACAGCCUGUAUGGCGUGACAUGAACGUUUUUAGGACUUCAUUGCACUUUCUUUGCUUUCAAACUGUUUUUCAUUCGGUGUAGUUUUUACUGUUUGUACCACAUUUAUGGCUUAAUCUCAUAGAUGAAGACGGAUGAAUAAUAUUGGUCCUCUGCAUUUUUUUGUUGGGGUGGAAGUGAAAAUGCUAGUGAUAUUGAGACCUCAGAAAUGAUAAAUAAAUACUAAUAUAAUCUAGCAUGAAACAGAAUCGCUCAUUCUUGGAAAUUAUUGAUUCCACUCAAUAGUUGUUGCACCAAUGGGUUUCUUUUAUUUUUUGUAUUUCUUACUUAAGAAAUAUUGUCUGGAAAACUUUUGUUCCCAGGGUGUCUGAUAUUUUCUGGCUACUAAGAAGAAUUUAUAGUAAAACAACAAAAUGUCUUUAUUGUAAAGUAAGACCUGGUUCUUUAUUUAAAAGUUUGUAUGGUCUCUUUGUCUUCAGGAUCCUCUAGGAGUGUAUCUAAAUUCAAAAUUGAAACUAUCUCUGGUUUUAUCUUUUCCUCAAUAGAACAAAUUUGUUUUGUAUUCCUCAGUUAAUUUGUGAGUACUUUCUCUAUGGAUCGAUAGUGGAGCAAGAAAUAUGAUUUUUAUUAAAAUGUCAAGAAAGGUACCAUAUUUAAAUGAUUCUCUGGUCCACUUUUCCAGUUCAUCUUUGCUAUGAGUCAUUGCGAUGUACAACUACUCUUUCCUCUCUCUUGUGUUUAUUAGAAUGAUGACAAUAUUGGAAAAAUUGGAGAGACAUAUAGGCUACUCCUUAAUUGGUGUAAAGAGUGGAAGAUGUCACAUUUUCUAAAAUAAAAACUCCUGACUUGAACGUAUUUGUUUAACUGCCAAUAGCAGUUUGAAAUUGAUGUGUUACAAGACUUGAAUGAACCGUGACAAUUCUCCACUACUUUCAGACAUAUGACGUUUUAUGUACUACUUUUUUUCUUUUUUUUUUUUGUUUGUUUGUUUGUGUUUUAAUAGUUUUCUUAUAUAUGUGUUGUCUAUGUCAUCUUUGGAGAUGUUAAGUGUUUUUAUAAUGUUGCGCUUCUUGUUUGGUUUUGCCGUCUGAACGCCAAUAAAGUGUUGUAUCAAG